CCUGCGCAGAUACCCCGAUCCAAAUACACUAGUGGACCAGACGUGAUUUAAAAACACAGCACCACCUGGUCGGUUGGCCAUAAGCUCUUUCCGAUGGCUGACCGGAGCACCGUAGAUCUUCCCUCUCUGCAGCUGAUCCCCGGCCUGCCGUAUGACGUCGCUAUGCGUUGCCUCGCUCGGAUCCCUCCUCUAUUCCACCCCACCCUCUCUCUAGUCUGCAAGUCAUGGAGCUCGGCGGUGCGUUCGGAUGCGCUCUUCACCGCCCGGUCCCCCCUCCGUACCACUCAGGUUUUCCUCUAUUUCAUCAUCCGAAUCAACUCUUCUUUGCACCUGUACGCCCUCUUCCCGUGCUGGGAGCCCAGAAAGGCUGUUUCUCUCCCGUCAAUCCCAUCAGCGCCUAUCGGCGCCGCUUUUGCCGUUCUAGGUCGUAAGAUUUAUGUAAUUGGAGGGUCCAUCAACGAUAUCCCAUCCAACAAGGUGUGGAUUUUCGAUUGCUGGUUCAAUCGUUGGGAAAUGGGGCCGAGAAUGAAGGUCGGAAGGGAGUUCGCAGCUGCCGGAGUAGUGGGUGGGAGGAUAUAUGUGAUUGGCGGCUGUGUUGUCGACAAUUGGGUCCGUUCAAGGAACUGGGCAGAGAUCUUUGACCCUGUUUCCCAUUCUUGGUCAGCAUUGCCCAGCCCGAUUGACAUCAAGGACAAAUGGAUGCAUGCCAGCACGGUAAUGGACGGUAAACUGUACGCAAUGGCGGAUAGGGGUGGGUUGGUGUACAACAUUGGGGUUGGAAGGUGGGAAACUAUCCCGAAGCGGCUAUACAUGGGGUGGAGAGGUCGGCCCGCGGUGGUGGGUGAGGUAUUAUAUUGCUAUGACUGUUGUGGUAACAUUAGGGGAUAUGAUGUGAAGGAAGAUGGGUGGAAGGAGUUGAAGGGAAUAGAUGAGGGGUUACCGAGAUUCUUGUGUGGUGCCACAAUGGCUAAUUCUGAGGAGAAGUUGUGUGUGACAUGGGAAAGGAAUGGUAGUAGUUGCAAAGGGGUUGAAAUAAUGUGUGCCCAGAUUAAGGUUGGAAAGGAUGAAAACGGGGAUAUGUGUGGGAUUCUUUUAUGGUCGGAUGUGAUUCUUAGUGUUCUAAAGGGUUCCUCAGUUGAGCAUUGUAUAGCUGUUGAUAUGUGACGAUGGUAGAUGGGUACAUGUGUAUCUUAUAGGGGAUGGAAAUCGAGUGUUGUAACUCAAAAAGGUUGUUUUUUUAGUUCAAGUGCAUUUUUUUUCCCAACUAAUGUGUGCAUAGAUCAAUGAAAAGGAUGGGUAUAUGGUUUUGUGUAAAAUUCUUUCAUGGUCAGACAUGACUCUUAAUGUUCCAAAUGGCACCUAUAUAGAGCAUUGUGUCCCAGACUCCCAGUUAUUAUAGAUAUACUAUAGAGUUCAAGAAGGUAGUCAUAAUUUGUUAAGUGUAUAUUUCAGGCUUUGUUCAAGUGUUGUGCUUGAGACUUUGUGAUUUUGCUCACCUGUUUGGUGUUUGCUGUAGCUGAGCAGUUUGUAUCCAUGUUAUAUAGAGAUCAAUGAAUGAGCAAAGUUCCUUCA
This is a messenger RNA of Cuscuta europaea, 1572 nucleotides long. Lineage: Eukaryota; Viridiplantae; Streptophyta; Magnoliopsida; Solanales; Convolvulaceae. The record is from the annotation of a GenBank genome assembly.